This is a messenger RNA of Adelges cooleyi (spruce gall adelgid), 6847 nucleotides long. It is a transcript of the gene Sec24AB, whose product is annotated as protein transport protein Sec24B. Lineage: Eukaryota; Metazoa; Arthropoda; Insecta; Hemiptera; Adelgidae. Gene Ontology annotation, molecular function: zinc ion binding; SNARE binding. Gene Ontology annotation, biological process: COPII-coated vesicle cargo loading; endoplasmic reticulum to Golgi vesicle-mediated transport; intracellular protein transport. The record is from RefSeq and is a predicted model, not a curated record. The transcript has 18 exons. The coding region runs from base 268 to 6750 and encodes 2160 amino acids. Gene Ontology annotation, cellular component: COPII vesicle coat; endoplasmic reticulum exit site.
UGUGCGUGUGUGAGUGUGACGUGGUGUUCUAUAGAUAAUGGAAAGGAAGCAAGUUUCGUCUUAAUAAUCACCAAAUACGUCGCCGAAUUUUCUCCGAAUUGUCACAAAGUGCAGCUAAUAUUUUUGUGAAUUUUACUGUUUUGUUUUUAUCCGUGUUGUUUGUAUUAAAUCCGUCCGGCUAUGCUUUUAACGUACAUCGCAGAGUACUAUCGUUUUUGAAACCGAUAAUUUGACAGGUUUUUAGGUCGGUUUGUGCCACGGGAAAUCAUGGACCCAAAUUCUAGAUACAAUUAUUUUCAUCAAAACCCGAAUCCUCUCGUCAAUGGCCAAACGUUGUACAAUCAACCUGCUAACAUCAUGCAGACAGAAAAUGAUUUUGGUUCAAUAUCUCUCGAUAGAAAAUAUAACAAUCCUAAUGCUGUGCCAAUGGUAAACCAUAAUUUUUAUCAAAUGGAUAAUAAUCAACCUCGUUCUUCAGGACCACCUAGGACUAAUGCCAAAGGAAUAUACGAGAACUCUCAAUCUUCAAUUCCAGAUGUUUACAGUCUUGCUCAAUCAAAUGCUGAAAAUUAUCCUAUUAACCCAGAUUUCCAACUUCAACCCCAUCUUACUGGAUUAUUACCUCAACAACCUAAGAAAAUUCCAGAACCGUACUCCGUAGAAAAAAAUUUUUCUAGAGGAACUAUAGCUGCAAAUAUGAAUACUAACUAUUUUUCUGUUAAACCACCUUAUCCUGAACCAAAAAUUAUUGAAUAUGAUACGGAGGAAACUUCUACAGAAAGUUCACCUCAACAUACGUCUUCGUUAUAUUCUGAAAGUACUGACCAAGAUUCUGAAAGUAUACAACCGAUAAAACAUGCGUACCCACCUCCUAUAAAUCCUCCAAAUAUUAAUUGCCAUGUUACUGAAGAAUUAAAAUCUUCAAACAAACAAUUUCCCGUACCUAGUGAAUUUGCUGAUUUAAAUUUAAAUAAGGAAGAUUAUACUGAUGAUCAUCAUUCUAUAUUACAUAAUGCAUACAACCAAGACGAUGAUGAUAUCGAAGACAUUCCUUUACCACCUGGUUUCAGUGAUCAGAAUGAAAUAAAACAAACUAAAGAAAAUCUCGAAUCUCGCCUUAAUGAUUAUAAUGUACGUCAAAAGCAGCAAAUAAAUUAUUAUUCUAAUAAAAAUCAAAUUGAGCAAGCAGAGUCUAACAAUGAAUACAGUUCACCACCAAAGGACUAUUUAUUUAGUUCUAGGCAAAAUACCAAUCAGCCAGUUUCUCAUUUUAACAAUACAUCAUAUUUUAACCAGUCAUAUAAUAAUACAACACAGCCUAAUAUGUUUGAUUCCCGUACAGAAACAUCACAAAAUACAUCAAUAUUUUCACAGCCAUUUAGUAGUCAUGAAUCUCCUGUUACAAAACAAUCUGAAGAAAGUUCACAAUCAAUUAAGUUGAAUCAGCCAGAGGUAAUUACUCAAUCUGCUGUUCCAGAAAGUGCACCUCCAAUAGAUACUAAACAACAAUUUACUGAUAGCACUAUUCCAAAUGAUAAAAGUGGUUUGAACACUUCUGCUUUACAAGCAUCUAUCAGUCAAGCAAAUAAUAAUCCCACCAGUGCAGAUAACACAUUUGUGCAAAAUGAACAGAAUUUACAUAGCAAUGAAUCUUUAAGUCGGUUUUCAUCUAGUAAUUCUUUUAAACCAGUUGCGUCUGAAUUACUUAAUAAUGUUCAGUUAAAAACUAGUCAUCAAACAACAACUGAAGUUUCUCGUCCAACAAGUGUACAUUCUAACAAUUCUACAACUUCUAGUGGAAUACCAGGAAUUAUACCAAGUAGUUCACCUUUAAAUAAAACAACUCAAUUAAAUCAGAAUGUAUCAUAUCAACACACACAGAUUGAUUACACGACUACUAUUCAGAAACCAAGUAGUGAUAUAGAAACUUUUGUGUCAAGUUCUACAAUUUCACCAGCUCCAGGAGAUGAUUUAGUGAAUCAAAAAACGAAAUUAGAAAACAUUGAUUUAGUUAAUAAAUGUCCUGUUGAUAACAAUGCAGUGUUUGGAGAUACUUCAAAACUAGUUUCUUUACCGGAUUACCAAUCAAAUAGUUUCCAUACUUCAAACAUUACUUCUCAAAUAGCAACAAAUACUCAACAAUCUUUAGGUGAUACUAACAAACCUAAUGUGGCUAAUUCUACAAUCUUCGAUAAGCAGUCUUUAAAUAGCCCUGUUAACGAAGAACUUCAGCAAGCAAAUUCAGAAACUACAGUAAUGCAACAACGUUCAUCAAACACUAGUGGCUAUUUUAACUCGAGCAGUGUAAAUAAUCAGUCAUUUUAUCAACAACAUUCUAGUGUGGAUCCUUCAAGUCGAUCAUCAAGUGUAAAAACUGAAGACUUCUCAAGUCAACAGUACUCAACAGACAAUAGUUUUCCAUUAUCUGACGAAACCUUUGCAAAUAUAAAAGACGGAACUCAAACAAGUGAUCUUUAUAAGUAUGAUAACUCGGUAACAACUAGUGAUGUUAGAAAACCUUCAAUUUCUGAUGAGCUCAAAACAAAUCCUGAACGUAAUUUUUCAAAUUUUGCGUCUGAAGCUAAUAGCUCAUUAGUGUUUAAUCAACAUCAAACAACUGAUAACAAUUUAGUAGAAAAGUCAAAUGUUACAGUUUCAGAUAAUCAGAGUGCACCAAUGAGUGCUAGUACUAUCAUAGCUGCAUCAUCAUCAUCAGGUUCAAAAUCAAUACAGUCAUUUUUCAGUCAGCCAAAUGCUUCAUGUAAUGAGUUUGUUAAGCUUCCUGUUGAUUCUUCAUCAUCAACUAAUUUUAGUUCAGAAGCACCUAGUAAAGAGCUUUUGAAUCAGACAACUAGUAUUCAACCAAAAGAAAUUGACAGUGAACCGUUGAACCAGUUAGUUUCAUCAAAAGUUCAACCAGUUAGUAAUCAAGCACAUGUUUCUGCAUUUCAAAAUAUGUCUACUCAGAUGAAUGCUAUGAGCAUUCAAUCACCGGGUGUUUUUAAUCCUCAGACUAAUCAGUUACCAAUACAUUCAAAUUUAGUACAACCACCAGGUAAUCAGUUCACAUCAGAUAACCAACAAAUAAGAAGCUCUGUACCUUAUCAAACAGCUAAUCAAUUUCCUUCCCAAUUAUUCGAUAAUCAAUUCAAACCUAUUGGACCAACACCUGUUCAAUCAACGAAUAACCGCUUUGCUCCACAGCCACUAAACAGUAAACCAAUACAGAAUGUUACAUCUGUUCCUCCUACAGCAAAUCAGUAUCAACCACAACCUUUUCAGAGUCAGUCAACACCAAGUUUUAUUCAGCCUCUACAGCCAGGAAUUCCUCAAAUUCCUCCACAACAAUUGAGUAAUCAACCAGUGCCUACUAAAAUGGCACCUAUUCCACCUCCGGCUCAUCAGGAUUCUUCUCAAGUGUUUAAUAAUCAAUUUAAACCUAUUGGAAUGCCACCUGUUCAAACCACUAAUAAUCGCUAUCCACCACAGUCGACAAACAGUCAAACUAUACCAAACACUGUUUUGCCUACUCAACCAGCAGCUCUACAAUUUCCUCCUCAGCAGUUAAACAAUCAAUCCAAGUUGACAGAAAUGCCUCCAUUACGACCUGCUGCUAACCACUAUCCUCCUCAACCUCUGAAUAGUCAACCCCCUUCAAUUGUUCCACCUAUUCAACCAGGAUCAACUUUGUUUUCUCAAUCAUUCAGUAGUCAACCCAAGUAUGUGUCACCUACAGCCAAUCAAUAUCCUUCGACUUUUAAUAAUCAAGAGAGGACUACUGGAAUGCCACCGAUUCCACCAUCAUCAGGAAGUGUAUAUCCACCACGACCUACCCCUAAUCAACAGACAAACUCAAUUUCAACUACUCAGCCUGUGGUUAAUCAGUACCCUUCACAGCCAUUUAGUAAUGAAGCUAAACCUAAUGGAAUGCUACAAUCUGCCAAUAUGACUGCUCAGCCUACUUUUAGUCAAUAUACUUCACAGCCUAUGACUGAAACAAAGUCUAUUCUACCAAAUAAUAAUUUACUAUAUGGUCAAACAAAUCCACCCCAACCAUUGAAUAAUCAAUGGCCAACACAAGCUAGCACAAAUCAAAUAGCUCAACCACCUGUUGGACAGCCUCCUUUGACUGCAAAAUAUCCAAGUCAAAUAAAUCCAAUGCUCUCUCAACCACCAUUACAAAAUUCACAAUAUAACCCAACUAACAUUACGGCCAUGCCUCCUACUUUGCCCUCUGGAUAUAACCAACAAACACAACAGCAAAUGUUACCUCCGAGUUAUAAUAAUCAAUUGCAAGGAAAUAGUCAGCUACAGUCGGCAUAUCCUACACAAAAUGUCCAAUUAACAUCAAAAGGAUUUUCCCAACCAAAUAAUAUGGGUUAUUCAGGGCAAACAGCUUACCAGCAAUCUGCUGUUGGACAGGCACAGCAAGGAUAUUAUAACCAAGACAGAAAUCCUUCAGUUGUACAACAAGGGUUUGCUUCAUCAUGGGGUUAUGACACUGUUGAUCUAUUAAAAACAAGAGAUAUAUUACCGGGAGAUGGUGUUCAACCACCAGAUAUCAAAUUGCCUCAAGGAUAUGCAAAUUGUGAUAAUUGUUCACCCGAUAUAUUCCGCUGUACAUUAAACAAGUUUCCUGUGUCUAAAACAUUAUUGGAUAAGAGUAGAUUACCUUUGGGUAUAUUGAUUCAUCCUUACAAAGACCUUUCACGUUUAACUGUGAUACAAUGUGAUACUAUUACAAGAUGCCGUAAUUGUCGAUCAUACAUCAAUCCAUUUGUUCAAUUUAUCGACAAUGCACAUUGGAAAUGUAAUCUAUGUUACAGAGUUAAUGACUUACCUGGAGAAUUUCAAAUUGAUCCUUACACUAAAACCCUCGGUGAUCCAUCUAGAAGACCAGAAAUUCAAAAUGCCACUAUUGAGUAUAUAGCUUCACAAGAUUACAUGGUAAGACCUCCUCAACCUGCUUUGUAUUUAUUCCUCUUGGAUGUAUCGAGAACAGCUACUUUAACUGGCUAUUUAGAAAUUGUUUGUGAUCGAAUUUUAAAUAAAAUUAUGUCGAAUGAUAUACCGGGUGAUACACGUACACAAAUUGGAUUUAUCACUUAUGACUCGGCUGUGCAUUUCUAUCAAAUUGCUGCAAGCAAUGAUGGGGCAAAACCAAAGCAACUCGUAGUUAGUGACAUUUCGGAUAUAUUUUUACCUCUACCUGAUGGAUUAAUGGUUACCUUACAAGAAAACAAAUCUGCAAUUAAAGACUUGCUGACUAGUUUGCCAGAACAAUACAAUGAAACGUACAAUACUGGUUGUGCUUUGGGAGCUGCCUUACAAGCAGCUUUUAAAAUACUGGCGCCUAGAGGCGGUCGUGUCACAGUAUUCCAAGCAAGCCUACCAAAUUGUGGCCCUGGCAGCUUAGAACCUAGAGAUAGUGGUGCUGCUAACACUAGCGAUCGUGUACAGCACAUGGCGCCGUCUACAGAUUUUUACAAAAAGUUGGCUUUGGAGUGUAGUGCUGAACAAAUUGCUGUUGAUAUGUUUUUCAUUUCAUCACAAUACUUGGAUAUUGCUAGCAUUUCUGGAAUAUCAAAGUUCUCUGCGGGCUGUAUUCACAGUUUCCCACAGUUUGAUAACAAAUCGCCUACUGUUGUAACAAGAUUUAUCAACUGCUUCGACCGUUACCUAUCCCGCAAAAUUGGAUUUGAAGCUCUCUUGAGGUUGCGCUGCACUCGUGGAGUAGCGAUACAUUCGUUCCAUGGGAAUUUCUUUGUUCGUUCUUCUGACUUACUUAUGUUACCGAAUGUCAAUCCUGAUAGUGCGUAUGGUAUGCAAUUGUCUAUUGAAGAUAGUUUAGACGGUGUGCCAGUUGUAUGUUUCCAAGCAGCUUUGCUUUAUACAUCUAGCCAAGCCGAACGACGAAUUCGGGUACAUACCAUGUGCGUGCCAGUUACAGAAAAUUUGAAUGACAUUUUUCAAAAUGCCGAUCAACAGGCCAUUACAUGUUUGAUAGCUAAAAUGGCUGUCGAUCGUAGUACAGAAAAGUCAUUAUUAGAUGCUCGAGAAGCUUUUGUCAAUGCCAUUUCAGAUUCACUUUCAGCAUACAAACUGGGUUGUAAUUCAGUUGGUGGUUCUGGGUCGAUGUUAGCUCCAGUAUCCUUGAAAGUGUUCCCACUGUAUAUUUUAGCAACAUUGAAACAUAGUGCUUUCCGAACUAGUCAACCGACCAAACUGGAUGAUAGAAUUUUCAGUAUGUGCCAGAUGAAAAGUUUGCCUCUCUACAGUCUUAUGCAAUUUAUUUAUCCCGACUUAUACCCAAUUCACACAUUAGAAGAACAACCAAAAAUUAAUUAUGAGAAGUUAGUAGAAGUUCCCAUUCCUCCUCUACUCCAGUUGUCUGCUGAACGAAUCGAUUCGAAUGGAAUCUAUUUAAUGGACGACAGUGAAACAUUAACAAUAUUUAUUGGUCGCAGAAGCUCAGACCUUCUUAUACAAAAAUUGUUUGGAUAUGUCAAUUUCAAUGCAAUGCCGGAGAUGAUUGCACAAGUACCAGAGGUAGAUUCUAAAUCGUCUUAUUUACUGCGUACCUUUGUUUCUUACUUACAACACUUCAAGCCAUAUCCAUUACCAAUAGAAAUCAUUAAGGAAAAUGGGCCACAUAAAUUACGGUUCUUUAGUCACUUAAUUGAAGAUAAAUUUGAGUCGACCAUAUCAUACUAUGAGUUCUUACAGAGAAUAAGUCAGCAAAUAAGAUAAGAGACGUUAAUAAGGGAAAAAAUAGGUUUUGAAACCAGAUUAUCAACCAAUUGAUUUUUUUAACCAAUAAUUAUAAUUAUAUAUAUUUUAAAUGAAA